CUGGGACAUAUCAAUGGCAUUGUUGUAACGUGAACAUUCCGGUAAGCUAAGGCCUUGACAGCGCCUGUCAUUGGAAUGUACUAUACUGGGAUGCCUCAGUAGGCAGGUUUGAUCCUAACAGCGGCCGUUAUAAAGCUCAUUAACCUUCAACUAGCUCUAGCACAAGGAAGUCAAGUCUCCACAGUUACUCUCUUGAUUAUUUGCACGCCGAAACAGUAACGGCGCCAUGGUUUCUUUCAAGACUCUCGUGCUUACGAUGAUCCCUGCGGUGAUGGCGCAGAACAAGACCCUGAUUGGCACCACGAGCGAGUUCCGCGUCUGCACCGUGGACGCCAGGCCCAUCUACUCCGAAACCUGUAUCCCCUUGAACCAAACUGGAUCAACCCAGUUCAACGUUGCUGUCGGCUGUCGCCAAUUUGGAAACACCGCAUGCACCGGAAGCUACGACACGGUGGGAUACCGGAGCGACUGCUAUCAGAAUAGCCGGUUCUUUCAGAACUUUGGUACGAUAAGUGGAAGCAUUUAUUGCUAUCCUUCUUAGGGGACGAUGGGCAGUCGAGACUUGUCUGAAGAGUCUGUGGAUGGACUUUACGCAAUACUAUUAUGACUGUGAGGGCAUGCUUAUCUAGGUAG
Molecule: messenger RNA, 633 nt
Organism: Aspergillus welwitschiae
Lineage: Eukaryota; Fungi; Ascomycota; Eurotiomycetes; Eurotiales; Aspergillaceae
Exons: 4
Coding region: 227-541 (104 amino acids)
Source: RefSeq, a predicted model, not a curated record